Messenger RNA from Lodderomyces theae, 828 nucleotides. RefSeq lists its product as uncharacterized. The record is from RefSeq and is a predicted model, not a curated record. The coding region runs from base 1 to 828 and encodes 275 amino acids. The transcript has a single exon. NCBI's taxonomy places the organism in Eukaryota, Fungi, Ascomycota, Pichiomycetes, Serinales, Debaryomycetaceae.
AUGUCAAUUGAAUAUCAAAAUCUUCGCCAAGCACUUUCACUUAAACUCAAAGUCACUACAUUAUUAGAUCAGGAGAUAGUUGGAUUCAUCUACACAUUUUCAUCUUCAAAUGAAGUACUAGUCUUAAUCACCAGCAAUCAGGCCAGUGACAACCACCACUCGUCUUCGUCAUCAUCUCCACCACCACCAGCACCACCAUUACCACCCUCAGUCAAUCAAACCAACACAUAUCGCAUUAUUAAUACGUCUUUUAUCAAAAGUAUACAAGUUUUGAAUCCACCGCAGCUGAAAAAGACAAUACCGAAGCCACCCAAGAAUGUCAACCCUGUAAUGGAGUCAAUCAAUGUGAAGGAUUUAGAAGAGUUUUUACGAGAGCAAAUCCAGACUUACAACGCUUCCACAGUGGAAAGUGCCUCAAAUUCAACAAAUGAGGUAAAAUCGCAUAAAGGGUCAUCCAAAACUCACAAGAGUGGGCCACCUGCGCAGCAACUGCACGCACAGCAAACAUCUCCGAUCCCACAACAACACCCACAACAGCAUCAGCAACAGAAUCAGCAUCAGCAACAUCGUCACCAACAUAGCCAAAAAUCAAUUGCUAUUCAACUACAUGACAAAUUGCUGGCAUGGUUCGGUAGUGACAAUGUAACGUAUGGAAACCAAAAGCGUACUGAGAUCAUCAUACACAAUGACAUCAAGUUGGUCAAACCGUUUACAAACACGCAAAAGAAUGUUCAAGUUUUGAACAAACAAACAAAGCAUUUACCUGCAUUAACGCGAGCAUUGAAGCAGUUUUGGGAUAGCAUAGAUAACGAAAAGAAAGGGGGCUAA